AUGAUUUUCCGUGACAUUCCAACUGCAAAACCAUCUUGUGUUAUGCUCAUUUUCUGGAUUCUCUUCCCUGCGAUUGCCAACGCGGCAACUUGUCCAGCAUGUCCAACUGUAGGGAUGUGGUCGGAAUGGGUGGCUAAUGGAAAUUGUGCCGCUACUUGUGGAGCAUGUGCAAAUUUGACAUACACAAGAACUUGCUUGUCAUCUCCAAAUUGUCCAUGCAGCGGCGCCAACUCAGCAAUCAAACCAUGCGGCACCCAAGCCUGUAACUACCCUCGUUCUAAUGGUCCCACCAAACCAUGUUGUGAUGGAAGUACUCCAAUCGUGUACAACAACUUGUAUCAUUGUGGAACCGUGGCUCAACUGGCGCCCAUUUCUUAUUGUUGCCCGGAUAAUGGGACAUGGAGUGCAUGGAGUGCAUGGAAGGAAACUGCGCCGGGCAAAAUUGAGUAUACCCGUAACAGAAUCUGUGUGUCAAGCGGCUACGGAUGUCAAUGUGUCGGAGAAACUGUGGAAAAUAAAUUUGAAUGCCCAUGCCCACCACUCAAACAAUCAGACUGUGUGUAUACUCCUACCAAUAAGGCCGUGUACACAGCACGUGCUCCUCAGUAUCAUGCAAUGCAGUGCAAAGCAGUCUUCCUCGUGGAAACUUCGAGUUUUAGAGAAACAUUUUAUGACCCACAUACGGGAGCAAACAAUCAGAUUGAUAUGGUGACCACUGUGAUGUACAAGAAAAAUGAUAAAUGCUAUGAGACGAAAUUCAAAACGUAUGAAGGAGCUGCAAAUUCAACGGACGGGCAAAUGCAACCAGUGGAGUUUAAAUGUGAUAUUGAGACGAUGACGUGGACUGGGACGAAUGAAUACACGAAGGAAGUGUUGACGGGAGUUACUGCAAUCGGACAGUAUUAUACUCCUAAACCAAAACCAACGUCCCCUUAA
This is a messenger RNA of Caenorhabditis remanei, 936 nucleotides long. RefSeq lists its product as uncharacterized. NCBI's taxonomy places the organism in Eukaryota, Metazoa, Nematoda, Chromadorea, Rhabditida, Rhabditidae. The transcript has 4 exons. The coding region runs from base 1 to 936 and encodes 311 amino acids. The record is from RefSeq and is a predicted model, not a curated record.